Molecule: messenger RNA, 1688 nt
Organism: Cynara cardunculus var. scolymus (artichoke)
Lineage: Eukaryota; Viridiplantae; Streptophyta; Magnoliopsida; Asterales; Asteraceae
Product: acetylornithine aminotransferase, chloroplastic/mitochondrial
Exons: 3
Coding region: 122-1519 (465 amino acids)
Biological process (GO): arginine metabolic process
Cellular component (GO): chloroplast stroma
Molecular function (GO): identical protein binding; transaminase activity; pyridoxal phosphate binding
Source: RefSeq, a predicted model, not a curated record
GCGCAAGUUUGAAUGACAGAGCUAACUGAGCUUCUUGCUGUGUUUCUUCACCACCGGCGGCGGCGGCUUCAAAAUCAAGCCACCGUUGUCUUCAUCAUAAUUUCGUAAACCUAGCCACCCAAUGACUUCCCUUUCCAAUUUAGGCAACUUUUUUCGGGCAAUCGAUCAUCACCAUCGGUGUUCCCCCGAUGUGAAGCUCCUAAUCGGCAGAUGCUCCAGUCAUCCACCCAAUUUUUCUAGAAACGUGCUACGUGCACAGUUAACGGACACCAUAUCGGCGGUGGGAUCGCAAAAGGUUAGCAAGGAUGAGGUGAUGAAGGCUGAAGAACGAGUAAUAGUCGGAACUUAUGGCCGAUCUCCUCUUGUCCUCACAAAUGGAAAGGGGUGUAAGUUAUACGAUAUUGAAGGUCGAGAGUAUAUCGAUCUCACUUCUGGUAUUGCCGUCAAUGCUCUCGGCCAUGGCGAUCCCGAUUGGAUUCAAGCUAUCACCGAUCAAGCUAAUCUACUGGCGCAUGUUAGCAACAUCUAUUACACUCUUCCUCAGGUGAAUCUUGCUGAACGUCUAGUAGCAAGUUCAUUUGCAGAUCGUGUUUUCUUCUCCAAUUCUGGAACAGAAGCAAAUGAAGCUGCUAUAAAAUUCGCACGAAAGUUCCAAAAAAUUUCACAUCCCGAUAAGACGGAUCCACCUACUGAAUUCAUCUCGUUCACCAACAGCUUCCAUGGAAGGACGAUCGGUUCACUUGCCUUGACCAGCAAAGAGCAUUACCGAACCCCUUUUGAGCCCGUGAUGCCUGGUGUUACUUUCUUAAACUAUGGGGACAUCGAUGCUGCUCAAGAACUAAUAUCUAGCGGCAAAAUCGCUGCAGUUUUCGUGGAACCGAUUCAGGGGGAAGGUGGAAUCUACAGUGCUACAAAAGAGUUCUUGCAAUCUUUGCGUAUUUCUUGCGAUAAAGCUGGGUCUCUGCUGGUUUUUGAUGAGGUUCAAUGUGGGCUGGGAAGAACCGGUUAUCUUUGGGCACACGAAGCUUAUGAUGUAACACCCGAUAUAAUGACUCUUGCCAAGCCGCUAGCGGGAGGUUUGCCAAUAGGAGCUACACUAGUGACGGAAAGAGUGAAUGCCGCCAUCAAACACGGUGAUCAUGGCAGCACGUUUGCAGGUGGACCACUUGUUUGUGCUGCCGCGAUUGCAGUCUUCGAUAAAAUAUCAAAACCGGUGUUUUUGGCGAGCGUAACCAGAAAAGGCGAGUACUUGAAAGAAAUCUUGAUGAAAAAAGUCGGAGGGAACUCACACGUGAAAGAAAUACGCGGGUUCGGUCUUAUUGUCGGGAUCGAGUUGGAUGUGUCGGCGUCACGGCUCGUGGAUGCUUGUCGAGAGUCGGGUCUUCUGAUAUUGACUGCGGGAAAAGGAGAUAUUGUUAGACUGGUGCCGCCGUUGAUAAUCUCGGAGCAGGAACUGGAUCAAACUGUCGAGAUCUUGUACAAAUGUUUCGAUGUUCUUGAUGAGAAGAAUCUGAACUAAUGGUUCGGGUUUAUUUUUCGUCGAUGGGGGUACUUUUGUAAUUUCAGAUGUCAAGCUAUGAUGCAAAUGUUAACUAAUAGAUUGGGAUUUUUCUUUUGGUGUUUUUAACGGAUAUCGUCUUUAUUUUGAAAAAUUAAUCGAUCGUCCGUUUAUGGUUGCAUCUUUUUAA